AUGGCUGGCUCUAUUCUCUGGCCCCUCCUGGGGGUCUUGAUUUACUUUUUUCUCCGCAGAUCCAUCAAUCCUCGCCUCAAACACAUUCCUAUCGUUCGUUACCGGUGGUACGUGCCCGAUGUACUCAACAGACUCAUCUUCUAUCCAAGGGCUUCAUCGAUGAUAUAUCGGGGCUACAAGGAAUACCCACAUCGACCCUUCCGUGUACUCACAGGUGAUGGCGAGAUUGUUGUCUUGCCAGUGAAGUAUCUGCCUGAGCUGAGACACCUUCCACCUUCUGUCAUCAGCUCCCUGGAUGCACAAUACGAGAAUGCCCUGGGAGAAUACACUCAGAUCAUAAUCAAUAGCUAUCUCCCUUCCAUGACCGUUCGGAAACGCCUGACACCAUCUCUUGCACGAGUGAUCCCAUGGGUGAUAGAUGAACUCCAUCGAGCCUUCGAUGCCGCCAUUCCAGAAUGUGAAGACCAUUGGGCCCGCAUCUACCCCCACGAAGUAUUCAUCCACCUAAUCACCUGCGCCACAUCUCGCGUCAUGGCAGGCGACUCACUCUCCCACAACAAGGAAUGGCUCAAGACAGCAACAAACUACUCCGUGAACGUGGGUGUAACCAUCUUACUUCUCCGCCCAUUCCCAGUCUUCCUCCGACCAAUAGUGGCAUUCUUUCUCCCCUCCGUCCGCGCCAUGAAACGCCAGCUGCGCUUCGUGAAAGAUCUCUUCGUCCCAAUGAUCAACGAGCGGCGUGCUGCUCGCGAAAAGGCAACGGCUGAAAAUGACCCAGGGUAUGAGGCCCCGGAUGACUUCUUGCAGUGGAUGAUGGAUAUGGCGGAGGACGAGCAGGAUAUGGAUCCAGAGCUGUUGGCGCAUCACAUGCUUCUGCUUAUGAGUCUUGCCGUUGUGCAUACGAGCUCCAUGGCAAUGAGUCAUGCACUUUACGACCUGAUUCUUAUGCCUGAGUAUCUUGGUCCGCUGCGAGAGGAGGUUCGAGAGACGCUGAAGUUUGGGUGGGAGAAUGCUACGAAGGCAUCGUUUGACAACCAGCGGAGGAUGGACAGUUUCCUGAAGGAGUCUCAACGGUUUGGGCCACCAGGGGAAUUGACCUUCCACCGCAUCUUGAAAAAGCCUUUGACCCUAUCAGGCGAUCUCUUCCUGCCCGAAGGAACUCAUAUCUGUUUUCCCGCAGGACCCCUCAGCAAAGAUCCAGCCGUCAUCGCCGAUCCGCAGUCAUUCGACGGAUUCCGCUGGUGUCGGAACCCGACAGACCGGCACGCUUUGUCAACAUGUGCCGGUGGCGCAUCCAUCACAGACGAGAAAUAUGCUGAAUCAAACGAUACCGAAGAAUCGUGGGAGGACGGGCGCACACUCUCACUGGUCCCGUCGACAUCCACCAGCUUCGUUAGCAUCAGCCCUUCAAGUAUGCAUUUUGGAGCGGGCCGGCAAGCUUGUCCGGGUCGAUUUUUUGCAGCAUGUACGAUUAAAGCGAUCUUCAGCAAGAUUAUUAUGGACUAUGAGUUUAAGUACGAAGAUGGCAGGGGUGACCGCAGACCGCAAAAUCUCUGUGUUGGAGAACACAUUUUGCCGAACACUAGUACGCCAGUGCUAUUUCGGAAAAGGGCCGUUGACACGAUUUAG
Messenger RNA from Penicillium verhagenii, 1629 nucleotides. RefSeq names its product cytochrome P450. Lineage: Eukaryota; Fungi; Ascomycota; Eurotiomycetes; Eurotiales; Aspergillaceae. The coding region runs from base 1 to 1629 and encodes 542 amino acids. The transcript is spliced from 6 exons. The record is from RefSeq and is a predicted model, not a curated record. Gene Ontology annotation, molecular function: oxidoreductase activity, acting on paired donors, with incorporation or reduction of molecular oxygen; iron ion binding; heme binding.